AAUGGAUCCAUAAUAACAUAAAAUAGUCGAUAUCUUAUUUGAAGAAAUAGAUUCCACUUAAACACAUGCUACAAAGGAAUACUAAAACCUUUAUAAAGGUUAAAUCACUGUUUUAAGAGCAUUACAUCAAACUGCCGGUAGAGGUUAGUUUGAUAGAAAAUGGGAAUGUCAAUCAAAAAGAAACAUCUUAACUACCAUAAUCUUCCCUUAUUUUACAAAUAUAUAGUAUUUAAAGAAUAUUACUCCAGUUAUUGGAUACACAAUUGUGAAACUCUAUAAGGAAUUAUACAAUUUAGAUGCUGAAUUGAAGUGGGUCAAUGACAUUGAACUUAACUCAAAAAAAUCAGGUGGAAUCUUAACAGAAUCAGAAUAAAUAGGGGAUGAAUUGGUAUUAUAUGUAGGAAUAGGUCUUAAUGUGAAUUGGUGUAUCUAAGGAGCUACAUGUCUUGAAGAAAAUACAGGUAAGGAAGUUGAUCAAGAAGAAUUAUUUUAGAAAUUAAGAGAAAGAGUAAUCAAAACCUUGUAUUAAUUGAAUGAACAUGGUUUUGAAAUGUUUAGAGAAGGAAUCAAUUAGAUUUUAUACAGAAAAGGAUAAUUAUGUGACUUUGUAGAUUCCAAAACUUUAGAAAUAGUUUAUUCAGGAAUUGUUGAGGAAUUGAACAAGAAUGGAGACCUUGUUAUUAGAGGUCAAGAUGGAUUAUCUAGAGUGGUAGAUCCAAAUGUGAGAAUGAAAAUAUGA
Paramecium pentaurelia is the source of this 739-nucleotide messenger RNA. NCBI's taxonomy places the organism in Eukaryota, Ciliophora, Oligohymenophorea, Peniculida, Parameciidae. The record is from the annotation of a GenBank genome assembly.